UCCCGUGCCGAUGACGCAAUCAGCGCGCGCCGCGGUGCGGGCCGGUGAUCAGCGUGUCCCGCUGCUGCUAAUAAACCGGCCGAUGGUGAAACAUGUCGGUGUUUCAUGAUGAGGUGGAGAUUGAAGACUUUGAGUUCGAUGAGGAAACGGAGGCUUUCUACUUCCCGUGUCCCUGCGGAGACCGUUUCUGCAUCACCAAGGAAGACCUGGAGAACGGAGAGGAGGUGGCCACCUGCCCCAGCUGCUCGCUCAUCGUUAAAGUCAUCUAUGAUAAGGAGCUUUUCAUGGCGGGCGAAACCAUCGAGGCUCCAUCUGAACCCAAACUGCAGCGCGUCCAGUCCUGAACCCGGGUCGCUUCCAUCGGCGGCGCCGACGCCAGGCUUCGCCGUCCCUCCAGCUGCGGCGGUUCUCCUCUCAGAGGAGCAGGAGGAGCAGCAGGAGGAGCAGCUGCAGCACCUGAAGGAGGAACCCAGGAUUAUCCACAACAGAACUUUGAUCUGAGCUUUUAGAGACUGGGAGCCGAUCUUUGGAUCAUUUCACUGCUGUGAUGCUUUUUAGAUAAUAAAUAUCAUUAUUGUUCAUUUUUAACAUUUAUUAGCUUCUUUUUUCCACUUUUAGUUCAGCUAAUAAAUCAGAUUUCUUCAUAUUCAGAAACUUUUUCCCAUCAUUACACAAAAUAACAGCUUUUUAAAGGUUAAUAUCUUUGAGCUUAAGUAAUUCAGGUCAUAAUAAGAGCCUAUAUUUUUAUACUUGUUUGUUAUUUAUUAUGAUGGAACAUAGAAACAUGCUGUGAGUCGAUCCUGACGCCUUCCUAACCGCCUGGAAACAUCGCAGCGCUUUCUUCCACAUGGAUUCAAACUUUAUCUGGAAUAUUUUGACUUUAUUCUACAAACCAGUUAAUUUUUAUUCUGUUAUGAUGGAAAAGAAGAAAAAAAAAAUAAUAAAGUGACCCUAAUUCUGUCCAUUGUGGGAAA
This is a messenger RNA of Cyprinodon variegatus (sheepshead minnow), 974 nucleotides long. It is a transcript of the gene dph3, whose product is annotated as diphthamide biosynthesis 3. Lineage: Eukaryota; Metazoa; Chordata; Actinopteri; Cyprinodontiformes; Cyprinodontidae. The transcript is spliced from 3 exons. Gene Ontology annotation, molecular function: metal ion binding. The record is from RefSeq and is a predicted model, not a curated record. Gene Ontology annotation, biological process: protein histidyl modification to diphthamide. The coding region runs from base 93 to 344 and encodes 83 amino acids.